Molecule: messenger RNA, 3911 nt
Organism: Leopardus geoffroyi (Geoffroy's cat)
Lineage: Eukaryota; Metazoa; Chordata; Mammalia; Carnivora; Felidae
Gene: LDLRAD3
Product: low density lipoprotein receptor class A domain containing 3
Exons: 5
Coding region: 99-1103 (334 amino acids)
Biological process (GO): receptor-mediated endocytosis
Cellular component (GO): plasma membrane
Molecular function (GO): protein binding
Source: RefSeq, a predicted model, not a curated record
GGCCGGGGGGAUUAAAUGACAUCAUCCGUGUAUAGCCCUGGCCACGCUGUCUAGCAUGGGAAACAUUUAAUCAGUGUAGACAAUUACUCCGACAGGAAAUGAAUUUUGAAUGCUUCCUUAGCACCUUAAGAGCAGGCUCAGUCUAUCACCCCCUCUGCUUACCCAUUCAUUGCUUUGUUCAGCACGUGCUGAUUGAGCCCUGCUGGUGUAGGGGCCGUGUAAACACAGCAGGAUUGGCCUCGCCCUUACGCAAGGAUGCCAAGGCCAAGUCGAAAUGCGGCCCGACGUUCUUCCCUUGUGCCAGCGGCAUCCACUGCAUCAUUGGCCGCUUCCAGUGCAAUGGCUUCGAGGACUGUCCCGACGGCAGUGAUGAGGAGAACUGUACCGCCAACCCUCUGCUUUGCUCCACCGCCCGCUACCACUGCAAGAAUGGCCUCUGCAUUGACAAGAGCUUCAUUUGCGAUGGGCAAAAUAACUGUCAAGACAACAGCGACGAGGAAAGCUGUGAAAGCUCUCAAGAACCAGGCAGUGGGCAGGUGUUUGUGACCUCAGAGAACCAGCUCGUGUACUACCCCAGCAUCACCUAUGCCAUCAUCGGCAGCUCUGUCAUCUUCGUGCUGGUGGUGGCCCUGCUGGCCCUGGUCCUGCACCACCAGCGGAAGAGGAACAACCUCAUGACGCUUCCGGUGCACCGGCUGCAGCAUCCCGUGCUGCUCUCCCGCCUGGUGGUCCUGGACCACCCCCACCACUGCAACGUCACCUACAACGUCAACAACGGCAUCCAGUACGUGGCCAGCCAGGCCGAGCAGAACGCGUCGGAAGUGGGCUCCCCGCCCUCCUACUCAGAGGCCCUGCUGGACCAAAGACCCGCGUGGUACGACCUUCCUCCGCCACCCUACUCCUCCGACACUGAGUCUCUGAACCAAGCGGACCUGCCCCCUUACCGCUCGCGCUCCGGGAGUGCCGACAGCGCCAGCUCCCAGGCGGCCAGCAGCCUCCUGAGCGCAGCAGACAGCGGCCACGGCCCGGGGCAGCCCGGCCCCCCGGAGAGCGCCACGGGGCCCAGGGACUCCGCGCCCAGCCAGGGCACCGCAGAAGUAUAAAUCUGGCGCUUCCAAAGUCCAUGUGGGUUAAUCUGCUCUGACUUGGUACCAUCCUAACAACUCAGCUCAUGGGGAGCUCCUCAGGGUGCCUCGAGGAGGGAUUUCGGGUGUCAGCGGUCUCUCUGUCCCCUUCCUACCCCCUCCCCCCACCCCACCCCAGAUUUCAGGGAUGUUCUUUAGAAGGAGACCUGGUGUUUUUCUGGCCUCGCGGGCGACACGAUGUGUUGUGCCAUCUUUUGUGGGAGGUCACUUGUCCUGCGGGGCCCAGGAGCGUGAGCUCACUUGCCACGUCAUUGUGUCAUUGUUGGAAUGUUGCGGACAAGGCAACAUAAGUUUGCAGGCGGCCGGAUAAAGCGGUAUUUGAGGAGUCCUGGGGAACGCAGCGCUCCUGUGCCGUGUUGGAUGUCCAGAAGGGCGGGAGACACCAGCCCGAGUUCCCCGUGGCUGCUACCAUAUGGCUCCGUGGGAGGUUUGGGUCGGAUGAUCCUCCAGGAGGCCGUCGUGGAUGGCUGCCCUGGGAAGAAUCCAGGUGAGCACCAAAGCCUGUCUCACACUCUCCUGCGCGCCGCCCUAGGUUCGGCCGAGGCCGAGGCCAGAGGAAACAGCCAUGAGUUACACCCUUCUGCAAUCACCAGUGGCCUUUUGGUUCUCCGAGUGACUCUGAACCAUUUACUUGAUAGAUUCAGGCUUUAAAACCUUCCCCAAGAAUCCUCGUGUUGAGGGUUUUUGUCUGCAACGUCUGUCAUCAGCCUCAUCCCGGAACGGGCAGGGGGCCUCUGCCGUGAGUUCGUCCGAGUUCCCAGCUCUUCAAAUGCAAGCUGCCGAGAGCCUGGGCCUGCUGAGGGCCACAGCCCUUCUCUGGCUUCUGGACCGUCCCCUUCCUGGCUGUGACCUUCCCGGAGCCAAGGGCUGAGGACCCCAACUUGAAUUGGCCAAAAAUCUGAUCUGGUCCUCCGUCCCUGUAAAUCACGCCCAUCUGUGCCCAUCCAUGCAACUUUCAACACUAGCUUCCGACGUCACCUUAACACCCAGAAGUCAUCUUACCUGUGCGUUUGGACUUGAGGACACUGUGGUUGAUGACACACGUGAGAAUGUUCAGGACCUCCCACCAGAGCUCCUGGGUCCCUGUGUUGCACACACUCCCCUUCCCAAGGCCCAGAUACCAGCGUCCUGAUUUAGGAUUAGGGCUAGGGUUAGAGUCAGGGUCAGGCUUCUUCUGACUUGCCAUAGUUUCUCCUCUAAAAGACAUGGACGGUAGAUAAUUUGGAGUCAAGAUUUGCCAUUCGGACUUUUUUUGUUGUUUUUUAAUCUCUUAGAAAUGCAUUUGAAACAGUGUGUUUGUUUUUUCCCUUCUAGUUAAGGGAUUAUUUAUAUGUGUAUAGGAAAGCUGUCUCUUUGUUUUCUUUUGUUUUUCCUUUAGUGAGGUCCAAAGAAAGAUACAAAAAGGAGAUCACACCUUUGUCCCGCUGAGCCCUGACACCGGGUCACUGCAGACUGACCUGUGUGCCUGGCGUUCGUGCAUUGUUGCACUUUGAGUUAUUAUUUAUCAAGUUCUUGAAGGUUGCAGAAGGAGGGAUGUCUUUCUCCCUCAGUUCAGAGUCUCUGUUGUUUCUGCUAGUGUUUCUCUUUCUCUGUGCCCAGCUAGCUGCAGGGCCCACUCCCUGGAGAUAUAGUGGGUAGAAAUGUAGGCGUUAUUUGGCAAGAAACCACCCUGAUGGGGCACAAAACUGGAACCAGGCGGAACCACUCCAGGCAGCGCUCACCCAUUCAGGACUUCUUCCCGCAGCGGAAGAAAUUUUCUGUAACCUCUUUGAUGCUAAUUUAAAUGGAGCCUGCAGGAGUGGGGGACGAAGUAGCAUUUAGUGAUCCUGUUCUGUGGACUUUUUUGGGUUUUUUUUUUUUUUAACCAUAUCCAAAAUAUGUUACAGGAAAGCUAGCGACUUGGUGAUUUCUUUCUUUCUAAGUUAAAGAAAAGGAGGCUAGUCGUUUCUGUCUUUCAUUUUUUAAAUAACACUUGAGUUAUUUUCCAAGUACUCUGAUAAAGAAAGAACUUAAUGAUGGUAGCCAGAGUGUGGUAGGAACUCUGGCUGAACAUUUCAUCUCCUGUGAGUCAGAAUGGCUUUAUUUCUUCUCCCUUUGAUGGGCCCAUGCUCCUUUCUGGUAUUUUGGAAGUUGUUUAGAAGAAAGGAUUCUAAUUUUAAUUAAUUGUGCAGUGAAUUAAUCUCACUCGCUUUUCUGCUUCCAGGCAUCUUAGGAAAAACAAAUGGUCUUAGUAGAUAAGAAAACCUAUUAAUGUUGUUGUUUUUUUAAAUAAACACAGGGACAUUUUUAUUAUAGAUUUGAUUUUUUUAAUGAAUCUUUUUAAAAAUAUAUAAAUAGGGCACCAAAGCUACAGGGGUUUUUCCUGUUUUUCCCCCUACUCAAAAUGGCAAAUAAGUGGCCAGCAAUAUUUUUUAACUCCUUUCCAUCCAGAAUAUUUUUUUAUACAUUGCCUAAAUCUACACCAAUCAGGAAACCGUCUCUGUGCUUUUUUCUCAGAUGAGAGCAGCGAAUUCUUUUUAUUUUAGCAUUAAAAUUAGCGGCACUGUAAUUGAUAGCUUACCCCCUGAUUCAGCCCCUACUCUGAAACUGACAUCUUUUUUAAACAUGCAACAAAGUGGUUGAUAAAUAGUGUGUGAUGUUCAGAGUUGAUGCAAACUGGAAAGUUUGUGUGUGGUUGCUUUUUGUGUUUUGGUUAAGUUUUGGUUUGGGUUUUUGUUUUUGUUUCUUAAUUUUUAUACUUUUAAAUAAACUUGCAGUUUCAUUCUU